This is a messenger RNA of Rhododendron vialii, 1145 nucleotides long. Its product is annotated as V-type proton ATPase subunit c1. Lineage: Eukaryota; Viridiplantae; Streptophyta; Magnoliopsida; Ericales; Ericaceae. Gene Ontology annotation, biological process: proton transmembrane transport. The transcript is spliced from 3 exons. Bases 343 to 837 code for a protein of 164 amino acids. The record is from RefSeq and is a predicted model, not a curated record. Gene Ontology annotation, molecular function: proton-transporting ATPase activity, rotational mechanism. Gene Ontology annotation, cellular component: proton-transporting V-type ATPase, V0 domain.
CAUAUUGGGAGGUUAAAGACAUAAAUCCCUUCAAUUGGAUGAGGGGGUUAGAGCUGCUUGUUUUCCGUCCAUGAAUUGGACGGGAAUUAAGGAUUGGAUGGAGUGGCUGACGUUUUGAAAGUUGGAGGGGAAAGUAGCUUUAAUUGGUAGUUGGAGGGGGAAGUAAUUAAAAUUGGAAUAGUUGGAGGGGGAAGUAGAUAUUUAACCCAUAUUUAUAUUGUGAUUAUUCUUCGUUUGUCCCUUCAUUAAGCGGAGUUUGGAACAGACACGAAAAAAAGGAGUCCAAUCCCCAGAUCUGAUCGAUUUUUCUCCAAAUCGAAACCCUAGAAACCAGAAGGAACGAUGUCUACCUUCAGCGGCGAUGAAACGGCACCGUUCUUCGGCUUCCUCGGCGCUGCAGCCGCCCUAGUCUUCUCCUGCAUGGGGGCGGCGUAUGGGACGGCAAAGAGCGGCGUCGGUGUGGCGUCAAUGGGGGUGAUGAGGCCGGAGCUGGUGAUGAAGUCGAUUGUUCCGGUGGUUAUGGCUGGUGUUUUGGGUAUAUACGGAUUGAUUAUUGCUGUGAUCAUUAGUACUGGGAUUAACCCUAAGGCUAAGUCCUAUUACCUUUUUGAUGGGUAUGCUCAUCUUUCGUCUGGUCUUGCUUGUGGCCUCGCUGGUUUAUCUGCUGGAAUGGCUAUUGGUAUCGUUGGCGAUGCUGGUGUUAGAGCCAAUGCUCAGCAGCCAAAACUUUUUGUUGGGAUGAUCCUCAUUCUCAUCUUUGCCGAAGCGCUUGCUCUAUACGGCCUUAUUGUCGGUAUUAUCCUCUCAUCUCGAGCUGGCCAGUCCAGAGCUGAUUAAACAAGGAAUUCUGGUUGGCGGCGGCGUGGCUUGUUGCACUUAAUGAAGAGAUUAUUUUGGUGUUCUCUAUGGUUUUAAGGGGUAAUUCACGUGAGGAAGUAUCUUAUGCUCCAACAACAUUCUUGUAUUUGGUGGCCAGUGCCUGGUCUGGCAGAUUGGUUGGUUGCUAUAUGUUAAUGGUAGAGUUUAGAGUACUUCUUAGUUAUGUCUCAUAAUAAUGUUGUGUAUUUGUUUCGUUUUAUGGGUGACGUGUUUCAUAAACAUCAGUUUGAAUGUGUCAAUAAUUAUUCCAGUAUUGUUUCUCCAAA